GCCAGUGGAAUAACUGGUUGGACGAUUACGAAUGCUCUAAUUGAAGGUUAUCCUGAUGGCAACACCUUUUCUCAGGUGACUGCUCUCACAAAUAGAUCUUUGACAACACAAGCGGCACAAUGGCCGUCUUCAGUGAAGCUUCAAGUGGUCAGUGGCUUGGAUCUUCUCACAGAAAAGGGACAAGGUGGACUCAACGAGGAAAUGAGAUCAAAAGUCAAGGGGAUCGAAACUGUGACCCAUGUAUUUUUCUUUGGUACGUGAAGUAGUAUUGAGAGAAGAAGAAAUACCCACAGCUUAGCUCACUAUCACAAGCAUAUAUCAUGGAUCUUGAUGCAGACAAAGAGAUCGCCGUUAAUAUCAAGCUGUUGGAUAGAGCCAUGACUGUGGUUGAGAGUUUGUCACCAAUCUCAAAUUUGUUGCUCUUCCAACAGGAACAAAGGCAUGUAAAGAAAACCGCGCAGAUUAAACCUUCUGACGAACGCAGACAUAUGGAGUGCAUCUUCUCCGAUCCUUUCCCUUCAUCCCGCCAUUAUCUGAAUCGCUCCUACGAAUUCCCGAACCUCAUGCCUCCCAAAUGUUCUAUUAUGCCCAAGUGGACUAUCUAUCCCAAUCCUGCCGGGGAAAACGCUGGAAAUACUGCGAGAUAAUUCCAGACAUGAUCGUAGGGUUCGUACCAAACAACAAUAUUUAUUGCCUCGCUCAAACUCUGGCCACAUAUCUCUCACUAUACUCAGCCGUCGAGGGAAAAGGCUCAGAAUAUGCAUUCCCAGGAACUGAGCAGAGUUGGAAAAUAAAGAGCAAUGACUCCAGCCAAGAUAUAGUUGCAAGAUUUACCAUUCAUGCCAGUCUUCAUCCCGAAAUCUCGCACGAGGGGAGAUUUAACGCAGCUGACAAUGCUGUCCCCUCUUCAUGGUCCAAGAAAUGGCCCAUCAUAUGCGAAUAUUUCGGAUUGAAAGGUACCACACCUCCAGUUGGGAGUUCUGGCCCACAACCCGGAAAGUAUAUUGCGGAUCACUUGGACGAAUGGAAAGAAUUGGAGGUUAGAAUGGGGUUACAGACUGGGAGAGUUGGAAAUGAGAGAAGUUUUGGGGGAUUCCAGUAUUUCAUCAUGACGAUGUUUGAUUUUCAUCGACACCUGGAUAUGAGCGAAAGCCAUAACGCUUGGGGUGACAAGAAAGAGGAGACUGACGUCAAGGGAGCUUGGUGGACAGCUUUUGAUAGGUUUAGGAAGGCAAGGAUUAUUCCUUAA
Messenger RNA from Hymenoscyphus albidus, 1249 nucleotides. NCBI's taxonomy places the organism in Eukaryota, Fungi, Ascomycota, Leotiomycetes, Helotiales, Helotiaceae. The record is from the annotation of a GenBank genome assembly.